Molecule: messenger RNA, 9394 nt
Organism: Apus apus (common swift)
Lineage: Eukaryota; Metazoa; Chordata; Aves; Apodiformes; Apodidae
Gene: BTBD9
Product: BTB domain containing 9
Exons: 12
Coding region: 152-2095 (647 amino acids)
Biological process (GO): adult locomotory behavior; circadian behavior; modulation of chemical synaptic transmission
Molecular function (GO): protein binding
Source: RefSeq, a predicted model, not a curated record
AGUGACGUCGGCGCGGCGGUUGACGUAGCGGCGGGGCCGGGGGUGGAGGCCUUGGCGGCGGGGCCGGAAAUGGUACAGUUGUUGUUGUGCAGCUGGAUGUUGCUGAAUAGCAUUUCUAUGAGCUUGCUGUUCAGUCUCUCUGUUGUUCAGCAUGGCGAAGAACCCUAAUUUUCAGGAAGCUGGCAACCUGCCUACAGGCUAUGUCCAUUGUAGAUCUUCAGACAGCUUUAGUGGUUACCAAUAUCACCAUCCCUCCAAGAUGAGUAACAGCCAUCCACUUCGUCCUUACACAGCUGUGGGUGAGAUUGACCAUGUUCACAUUCUGUCAGAGCACAUUGGUGCUCUAAUGAAUGGGGAAGAAUAUAGUGACGUUACCUUUAUUGUAGAGAAGAAACGUUUUCCAGCACACAGAGUGAUCCUGGCUGCUAGGUGCCAUUAUUUCAGAGCAUUAUUGUAUGGCGGCAUGAGAGAAUCUCAGCCUGAAGCAGAAAUUCCUCUUGAGGACACCACUGCAGAAGCAUUUACCAUGCUGUUAAAGUAUAUUUACACCGGUCGUGCUACACUACGAGAUGAGAAAGAGGAAGUUCUCUUAGACUUCCUAAGCCUAGCACAUAAAUAUGGAUUCCCAGAACUGGAGGAUUCCACAUCUGAAUAUCUUUGCACAAUACUUAAUAUUCAGAAUGUCUGUAUGACAUUUGAUGUUGCCAGUCUUUAUUCCCUUCCCAAACUAACUUGUAUGUGCUGUAUGUUCAUGGAUAGAAAUGCCCAAGAAGUGCUCUCCAGCGAAGGCUUCCUGUCACUUUCUAAGACUGCUCUUCUGAAUAUCGUACUGAGGGACUCAUUUGCAGCUCCUGAGAAAGACAUUUUCCAAGCCUUGAUGAAUUGGUGUAAACAUAACCCCAAGGAAAACCAUGCUGAAAUCAUGCAAGCAGUCCGUUUGCCACUAAUGAGUCUAACAGAAUUACUGAAUGUUGUGAGACCUUCUGGAUUAUUGUCACCUGAUGCCAUCCUAGAUGCCAUUAAGAUUCGCUCUGAGAGUCGGGACAUGGACCUCAACUAUAGGGGCAUGUUAAUACCAGGGGAAAAUAUUGCAACAAUGAAGUACGGAGCACAGGUUGUAAAAGGGGAGCUGAAGUCUGCUUUAUUAGAUGGAGAUACUCAGAACUAUGACUUGGAUCAUGGCUUCUCUCGACACCCGAUUGAUGACGACUGCCGUUCUGGAAUUGAAAUUAAACUAGGGCAGCCAUCAAUAAUCAACCACGUACGAAUCCUCCUGUGGGACAGAGAUAGUCGGUCUUACUCCUACUACAUUGAAGUGUCCAUGGAUGAGUUAGACUGGAUUCGGGUUAUUGAUCACUCUAAAUACCUCUGUCGGUCCUGGCAGAACCUGUAUUUUCCUGCCCGUGUCUGCAGGUAUAUUCGAAUUGUUGGGACUCACAACACAGUGAACAAAGUUUUCCAUAUUGUGGCAUUUGAAUGCAUGUUCACAAACAAAACCUUUACUCUUGAGAAAGGUCUGAUAGUUCCCACUGAAAAUGUUGCAACAAUUGCAGACUGUGCCAGUGUGAUUGAGGGUGUAAGUCGCAGUCGCAAUGCCUUGUUGAAUGGAGACACCAAAAACUAUGACUGGGAUUCUGGGUACACAUGCCAUCAGCUUGGCAGCGGAGCUAUUGUAGUGCAGCUAGCACAGCCCUACAUGAUUGGAUCAAUACGGUUGCUACUUUGGGACUGUGAUGAUCGGAGCUACAGCUACUACAUUGAGGUUUCAACGAAUCAGCAGCAGUGGACUAUGGUGGCCGAUCGCACAAAAAUUUCCUGCAGAUCCUGGCAAACAAUCACUUUUGAUAAACAGCCUGCAUCUUUUAUCAGAAUAGUUGGAACUCACAACACAGCUAAUGAGGUAUUUCACUGUGUGCAUUUUGAGUGCCCAGCACAAAACAGUAACCACAAAGAUGAGAGUAGUAAGGAAGUGGCAACAACAGACGCGGGGAACGGUGGACAACAGGUUGUUUCUCGGCCUGUUCGAGCUGCAAGCACUAGUUCCCUGCCUUCCCCUCCUGGAUCCACCUCACGUUCACAUGCCCACCAACCGUAAAGGAGACUGAAAGGAGACUUUUGCAGCCCCAUUGAAACUAUAUGAAGUUAUUCAGAACCAUCUUUUGCUGGCAUCUUUUCUUUCCUUUUCUCUGUGAACAAAGGGGACCAUGUCUGAAAGCUGGAAAUGCUGAAAUGGAAAAUGCUUUUCCCAAGGACAUGAAGAGACUGCUUCACUCUCCUCAAUUUGUUCAAAUCAGGCUGAUCUCCAAGGGGGGAGAAAAUAGGUCUUCAAUCUUCAUAAAGUACCCCAUUAACACCCUACCUCUUUAAUCUAACCAAGGCGAGGAGAACAGAAGGAAAUAAAAGGCAGAGCUACAGUGGAAAUGUAAAAUUACUUGAGCAGAAUGGAAGGCAUAUGAAAUAAGUAUUUGUUUCUUGAAGGCUUCCAUUAGCAAAAAAAAUGUUUAUGGAGCACAUCAAUCCAGAAUAUAUGUUCUUUUUAAAUGUUAUUCUUCAUUCAUAUUCCUUUGUAACUAGUAAUCUGCCUUCUAAAUUGUUUUGACUCUGUAUUCCACUUUGUCUCUUAUUUUUGGCUAUAGCAAAUGCUGUGCAGUAGAUUAAGGAAGUAUCAAACAUGUUUACCUGCUGAGAAGCAAAUUCCCUGUUCAUCAGCGGGGUGACAGGAAAAGCUUUCAUGAUACCAACAAACUAAUUAAUGGAUGCUAAUUAAUGGAUGCUAUCUUAAUCUUGACCUUAGUUGACUUUUCAAAGUACAAAAUUGCAUUUCUUACACUCAAAAAGGAAAUUCCUAAAUCAAGCAUCUGUCAUGAAGAAAAACAGUUUUUCACUCCUGAAGAUUGUUAUUUUUACCAAUAUUUCUAAAAAAAAUUGCAACAGAUCAUCAAAAACAGUUGAUUUAGAAAAGUGAAACUUCACCUGGUCACUGACAAGCAGUUGUUUAGGAUACCAAAAAAAAAGAAUUUGCAGAUACUUAAUUUUUUCCAAGAAAAAAAUAUUUUGCAGUCUAGAGCUAAAAUUUAAAGGUUGUGUGUGCAUAAACUUUUCUCAUAAACUUCAUAUGAUGCUUUUCCACUGUACUGUAAAAGAUCUGGCUCUUACUUUACAAUCAUAGAAUUUGUUAUCCACCUGUGUCUGUCUGGAUUACUUUGCCUGCUACUUUGCUUAUUCUGAGUGUUUCCACACUGAUGAUGGUGCAGUCUCUUACUCUUCAGAUCUACAUGACUUUUAGAAAGAGCUCUUUGUCUUUCAGUAAGAGAUAAAGUGAUUUUAUAUUAAGACAAACGCAGAUGUAAUUGGCAAAAUUGAUUAGGAGGUUUAUUACCCCUCACAAAGUAUAUUAUAUUGGAAAUGUCAGCUAUCCAGUUUUAUGAACUUGGUAUUUCCUGUGGUGACAAAUAGCCUUGUCAGAAGAAAACAAAGCUAGUGUAGAAUAAAUAUGGCUUUUCUUUGCAUAACCAUAGUGAUAAAAUGAGUUAUAUCAACAUAGCAAAUAGUAUGUUAAUUUAUCACAAUACUUAAUUUGAAAGAAUUUCCCUGUUGGAUACUGGUUGUGCUAGAAACAAGAAGAAAUAUAACAAGUGGUAGCAAUGAAUCAGUAGAAACUUCGAAGGAGAAAAGCUUCCUUUUUCUUGUUUCAAAUAAAAUUGAUUAGAUUUUAUCAACAAUGCUAUAGUAUUUUUCAUUGCUAAAUUGCAGUGGAGUUCUGACAUUUGCCUACAGCCUCUUCCCUUCCCACUGCUGCCUUCUGACUUGUGUCUGUCAGUGCAGAUGCAUUGUAUACAGUUUAUAAUAUGUGCCACAGCUGCCUCAGACAGCAGGAUACUGAGAGACAGGAUACUGCUGGUGCUGGCCAGCACCUAGUCUGGGGUGCUGGUUACCUUAUAGCUUAACAACCUUGGAGCAUGAAAGAAUUGAGACCAGCUACUGGGGACAUAACUAUCUUGUUGAAGUGUAGGUCCAACAAGUUGUGGGGUUAGUUAAAACCAGAAAACUUUUCUAUUCUAUAAUCCAGCUGGAACCACUGAGAUGCAUGGAGCAUGUCUUGUCUUUGGUAGUUAAGUCCUUCCAUGUUAGUGCUGGUAUUUCUUUGCAGUUUGAUCAAACAAGUUAGCUUUUCUCAAGCUGUGGCUAAGCAAAGGGCAUAACUUCCUAGCUGUGAGUCUUUAGUAGUCACCAUUGUAGAGAUUGUUUAAAUUUUUUUUUAAAGUUUCUGUCAGCUGUUCUGAGUCUAGGCUCUUGGAGAAAGAACAGGAUUUUCAGUUUGUAAUCUUUGAUAUGCACAGUUAAUUUUUAUGAUAUAAAUAAGUCUUGUAGACUAAAAGCCAUUUUUAAUCUUUUUUAUCUUGUCCUGUGACUCACUGCUGAACAGAAAUGUCUAUUUAUUUCCCAUGACAUUCACUCUCUGCCAAUAAUCUGAACGAAGAGAUCUGAGAGAUUCCCAAGCAAAAACUCAGGUCUGAUAGACCCUCCAGUUCCCCCCUCCAAAAAAUCAGUCAAAACAAAAAACAACAUUGCAUUGUCCCUUCAUAUGGAUCAAUAGAAAUUGUUAGUAUUAGACUGAUUCUCAGUCACACAUGGCCUUUCUCACAGUCUUUAUUUUCUAAUGUUAGAGUUACUCUUUGAACCUGUCACUGAGGCAAGUCCAGUGUGAUCACAGAGCUCCCAGGCUUUUCAGACAAGCCUUGGCACAGCUUCACAUUUUCCAGUGGGAAUCCUUUGCCUUUUUAUUCUAAGAAAUAAUGUUGAAAUGUUUAAGGGGCCUUAACUCUGCUUGGUCUUCUAACACUACCAGCCAACAAACACAUCUAGUAUCUGUAUUGCUUAGUGUAGGUCUCUGUCUUAAACAUUGUGUCAGCAACAUAUUACUAGAGACAAAGGAACAAGCCACACAGAACUGAUUUGUGGUUUGAUGUCAAUAUUCUGUCUAAUUAUUGUCUGUCUAAUUUAUUGACUUCAAACUGCAGGUGUAGUUCUCAGUAUAUUAUUCUGAAAUAUUUGUUUUCUUCUUUUCUUUUUUCUCUUUCAGUGAAAUUGUGCUUUUACAGCUUAUUUCAUUGCUUUGAUAAACCCUGAUACUACUAUAAUUAUUCACAGCUGUGUUAGAUUUCUACAUAAUGGAACUAACUGUGUUGUCACUAUUGAGCCGUUAUUUCUAUUUAGUACUUUGGUAUCUUUAAGUUCCCUAGGCCUCGUUUUCUUAGUUUUUCUUCCACAAGUUGAAUUCAGACAUAGACUAAACUCAUAUGGCACUCAACAAACCUCUUUCUAAAGUCUCUUUAAUUAAUUAACUUAUUCUAAAUGCAUUUAGAAUAUUUUUAUUCACACAAAUGUAUGGUCAAAUAUCAACUCCUUAAAACUGAUUUUUCAGGGAAAAUUAAUUUCUGAAGUGAGCAAAAAUUGUGCAACUCUGUUUUCAAGCCAUUGCCAGUCAGCUCUAAAACAAGCUCAAAUGACAUGAAAUUACAAUGAGAGAAGUUAAUCUAAGUCUAAUGUUAAAGACAAUACAGAGGAGCAAUCACCAAUUUUGUUAGAGAAAGAACUGUUCUUCAUUGUAGUUUUCUUCCUUUAGAGCUCCAUUUCUUUCUUCUUUUCCUCAUGAAAAUUGUUUUUUCUUGGUUUUUAUGACAACUCAUGAAAGAGCUCAGGGCUUCUCAGCAUUGCUGAAAAAUUCAAAUCAGUUUAAUGCAUCUCCAUCUUUUCUAAUGCUAACAUUAAAUUAGAGAAUUUUUAGAUUAGUAUCUGACUUGAUGAGAGUUGGUUUCCAUGCAAGAAAGCAGAAGAUGUUUAUAAUUGUUCCACUUCAAGUAAAUUAAGUUUCCAGCCAACUGCAUGUGAGCAUCUACUCAUUUUUCAGUGAUGUUUUGUGCAGCUAGAGUCAGUGUGAAAAUUAGAGGACAAAGUUAAUGCCAUCCUUGUCUGAUACAUGCAUGUUAGUAGCUCUGGUUCUGCAGUGAUGCCCACUCAGAGAAACUCAAUAAGGAAUUAGAUGGGUUUUCACAGAAAGUAGACAUGCUGCCGUACAUUGCAGUUCUCUAUGAAAGUAUUAAUUGGCUUAUAUUUUGACAUGUGUUAAUAUACUGUCAAAUGGACUAGUGAAUGCAUUGGUAAUUGUGUUGUUGUGGCUGGAGUAGUCAGCAAAUAGUCAGAGCCAGUAAAAGUUAAUGUACUGAAAAGUAAAUGUUAAUGUCAUGAUGUCACUUGCCAUAGGAAGUACUAAACUAUGCUUCAGAAAUAAUUUGUAGAUCCCAGAGCAUGCCCAAGGCCUGGCUGCCAUCCCCAUCUCUCAGUUAUGGUGUAUUUAGAUUAGAAUCCUUAGUUCUGUCUGAACUUGUUGUUGUUGGUUGUACUUGUUCAAUCAUAUAUAUAUACACAAGCUUCACAAAGCUUUGUUGUGUUCUGGAUACAGAAAUGAAAGUCCUGGGUCAAGUUUUAGGAGUACCUAAAUAUUCUCAUGUAUAUAUAUAUACACACAUAUAUAUGUGUGUGUGUGUCUGUGUGUGUGUAUAUAUAUAUAUGUUAAAUUAAGCUAAUAGCUAAUUAUUUAGCUGGAAUUUAGAACAGUUUCUAAAGAUCCAAAGCUAAAAAAAAAAAUAAUAAUUCUGUGCAGGUGUGUGUGGGAAGCUCCCGUUGCAUAUGGCUAUGGCAGGAAGCUGAUGCUGUAGUUGCUUCAAAAGUGCAAGUGUCUAAACAAGGUGUGGGUGAGCAGAUCCAAAGCUGGCUUUUGCCCAGCUGUCAAGUGUUGGCAAUUUGGCUGUAGUGAGGUGUGUAAAACAGAACACUCAUCUCUGGCAGGAGUGCAGUCCAGAGAACACACCUGAAUUCCUUCUUGUGUGCAGGGCUUGCAGCGUCUGCAGAGUGAGACUCCUAAGACUUUUGUUAACUGCUCAAAAAAACCCUGCAGACUGUUCUUGGGCCCUUCAAAAGUUUUUAUUGCAAAGCUUUGGCUGAGGUGAUGUCAAAGUCCCACCCAUAUUCCAUGAUAGAAUCUGGGUCUGUGUUUAAUGAGUCUGAAAAUGCUUACUAGAGAAAUGGUUUUAAAGUCACCCUGCAACUUUUCUUAGAUAAAGAAAGCCCAAAUUAAAAACUGUUAAGUGUAAUACAAGGAAACUGCACAUAUCUGUGAUUGACCAAUAGACUGACUGCCAGUACAACCACAUACCAGUUUUAUGAUACUGCAUGCGUUUAAUUACUAUGAUAUGUACAAAUGGUGGAAGGAAGUGAAGAAUCAGCUCCUUGGCAUUAGAUGUUAUCACCCAGCCAGACUUCAAAGAAUUACUUCUUUUCCCAUUCCUUCCACCCUAAUAGAAUAAUACAGCUUAGCAUUCUAUAAUAAUAAUAAUAAUAAUAAUAAUAAUUGAUUCAUUACAUAAAUGUAAUGGGAAGUGAAGUUUGGAUUACUUAGGCUAAAGAUCUCACACUGCACAAGUAUAAACACCUCUCAGGUACCUCCUGCUAUCGUAGGCCUGGGCUGUUAAAGAGGAGGAGAGCUGCAUUGUUGGUGCAGUCCAAGUACUUUUCCUCACUGUAACUUUUACUCAUCUAUUUUGUGUUUAUCAUCUUGGCACAUCUAUUAUCUUUGUGCAGAUACUCAUCCCUCGGUUAAAAGAAGGUAACCUAGUUUCUCAUUAUUUUUAGAAUUAUCCAGUGACUCUUGAAAACUGGGAGAUACACAUCAACAGCCUCAGUCUAAAUUAUGCAGUCUGAUACAAAACUGACCUCUGCUGUCUCUUAGAGCAAAUUCUGUGUGUCCAAAUGCCAGAUGACUCCUGAAAUACCAAGUUGGGCAGUAUUAGUGUUCCGAUGAGGGUUUCUGCACCUAAAACUAUGUGCCAUGUAAUCCAAGCGAAUAGCAGCUAUCACAGCUUCUUUCUGUACUGGAAGCAGAGAACUUGCACACCUACCAGGAAUUACUCAUUUCCUUCAUAUAAUUUUUGGUCUACAUCACCUGUCUGUUUUCUCCAUGCUCCUGAACCACAGCCACUAGGUGAUUUAUGGCCAAAACCUAGAAUCCAGUAAAUAUGUUUAUCAAUAGGUAAGUGUUUAACAAUAGAUGUUAAGAACUUUUUGUCUUUACAUAAAAAAAUUAGAUUAUGCUUUUGAGACACGGUUAGGCCACAGAAUUGUUUUUUUGACAUCUUCUGUAUCUGUUAGAAUAACAGUUAUUUUCAGCUCCUAAAAGACAGUAGUACCUUCACAGGAAUUUCUCAGAGAUUUGUCACACUGCAAAACAGCUUUUGAAAGAGUUGUGGCAGGUUCAUUGCUGAAGAACAGGUGCAGUUUCUUCUGCUUUCUGUAGUCCAGGAUUCUGUUUGGGUCAUUCCUGUAAGUUUGUCGGUGCCAUUUUUAAUAACAGGGACAACAGUGUUGCAUGAUUUGGAUGUCACUUACUGAUCUUGAGAGGCAACUACUUUGAGGAAACGUUUUUAUGCAAUAAUACAAGGUUUGUGGGACUUAGAUGAUUAGAUCAGAAGCAGAUCACUUCCAGUGAGAGCUGUGUUUGCAAGAAGGAGUUUGGGGGAAAGACUGGUAUGGACUUACAUGUGUGUAUCUGUGCAUAUAUAGCUAAGAAAAUGAUUGUGUUACCUAAGUUCAAGUGAGUAUUUGCAAAGAUGUAUUUCUACAUGGUCUUCUUUAUUAUUAUUUAGGGAAUUUCACAUCUGAAUGUGAGUGGAAAAAAAAAAAAGAAAAAAGGAAGAGAACAUAGGGAGGAAGACUUCAGUAGAUUUUUUUAUGGGAAGAGCAACAUGAAGAUACGAUACUUGUGGUCUGAGCUAGUCUCCACUCCUCACAGCUCUACUUUUUCCUGCAUGCUUCCCCCAAUCUGCUUUUUAGUCCUUUUUUCCUCCCCACCCAGCAUCAUAUCGCUGUUUCUGUGAUGUUCCCUGGAACUUUCAUCCAAAUUGUGAUAUAUUAAGGAUUUUUUAAAUCGUAUUUAUUUUUACCUCUUUGUCAUAUGCUGAAUAAAAAUAUCCUAGUUCCAGUUCAUUCACAUCAAACUUUAAAGGCAACUGCCACUUGGUCAUCAAGCACUAGUGAGGAAAAUUUACGUUUGGAACUCUAUGGACAUGGGAAAUACUAGCCCUUUUGGAGCUUAUACUUCCACGAUCUGUUUAAACUCCUUUUCAUGUAAGAGAAAAAUCAGGAAGAGGUUUUUGGUUGACUUAAGUAGUAGGUCAGGCUUCGAGCAGGUUUAUCUAAGUUAAGUUUAAAUAUAACUUUUAAGUAUUUCUCUGUCACCAUGAUGCACCGCAUACAUGCUCAGUUUGUUAUUUGUGCAUUGUUCAUUGUGUUGUACAUAAGUGUUGUUUUCUAAAUAAACUGUAUCAUCAAACGUGAA